GAAAUGAGAUAAGGUGCCCGAAAGAGGAAGAAAAAGCAAGUCUUGUUUUUGUUGCAAAACGAACAGAAGAAGAAGUGCGUUGCUUUCUAGUGUCAUGCAAGAAAAGCAGUUUGUUGCCCGUUGUCACACGACGGUGCUCUGAAGGUAAGAUGGCAAGAGCUGUGCGCAGAGAGCCAGCAGAGUUCGGCAUGGACUAUGUGAAUCUGCCUGAGCCUUCAGUUACAACGGCUGCUGGAGGAAGAGACGAGGGGAGUCGUUCUGCACCAGGGACAAAGCUAUUGAGGCUGGUUGGAGUUAGCUUUGGACUCCUUUGCUUCCUACAAGUUGCUGUCAACGUGUCUCUCCGCCUGACACUGUUCAAAUCUGACGGUCAGACAUCACCAACAGGACCCGCUUGCAGUAAUGAAACUGUCAAGCAGGAACAACUGAUCGAGCGGUACAUCCAGCGGGGAUGGGUGCGUUUCCAUUCCAGUGUGUAUUAUAUUUCUUCCAACAGGAACACGUGGCAGCAGAGCAGACGGUUCUGUCUGCAGCAAGGCGCUGACCUGGUGAUCAUCAACACCAAAGAAGAACAGGACUUCACAAGACAGUUUAACAGACUCACUUGGCUCGGACUUCAUAAUAAGACCAAGACGGGGAACUGGACAUGGGUGGAUGGGACUCCGCUGACCAAAAGCUACUGGGGGCCUGGAGAGCCAAACGGUUUCGAAGGCAAAAUGGAAAACUGUGUGGAGAUAAGGUUCUUUGAGCUGGAAAACAGCUGGAACGACAUACCGUGUGGAGACGAAAACUACUGGAUCUGUGAGAAAGCGGUGGCUCCGUAAAUAAAACCGAACCAAGUCGAGGGAAGUUCAGACGGACCUGAAGUCUUAACUUGUAACCAGGAAAUGGGAAGCCGGAGUCACGGUUCUAAUCAUUUGGAAAAAGAGCCUGUUGGGUUUUGGAUUGAAAGCAGGGCGUCGUUUGAUUUAUGCAAAACAUUGUUCUGAAAGUGAAAGGCGAUCGCGUGAGAGCAAUGAUUUUAUUUUUUGGUGAAUGCUGUAAAUAAUGAUGGAGUAAGCAAUGAUGAUGGAUAGGACCACUGUAACAUCAAGUAAAGCUUUCGAUUUUAGUGAAAUCUUGUUAGUUCGUUCACCAGCGGGUUAUUAAAUGAUCAGAAAAUAUAAAUAGCUUUUAUUUCGAAAGCUGCGUCAUAGUUACUGCAUCUCAAACUUACACAUCCCACUGAAAAGAUCAGCAAUUAAUGUCUACUUUUUCCUCUCACAUCUGUUGUUCAGCAGCUAUAUGCGACAGUUACUAAUUAUCCUAAUUAUUUUUUUUAUAUUAACACAAUAUUUGUACUUUGGGGCUUGUCAUUGCUUUA
Molecule: messenger RNA, 1363 nt
Organism: Xiphophorus maculatus (southern platyfish)
Lineage: Eukaryota; Metazoa; Chordata; Actinopteri; Cyprinodontiformes; Poeciliidae
Product: CD209 antigen-like protein E
Exons: 6
Coding region: 150-824 (224 amino acids)
Source: RefSeq, a predicted model, not a curated record